Messenger RNA from Esox lucius (northern pike), 2016 nucleotides. It is a transcript of the gene ap2s1, whose product is annotated as adaptor related protein complex 2 subunit sigma 1. Gene Ontology annotation, cellular component: membrane coat; AP-2 adaptor complex; intracellular membrane-bounded organelle. The record is from RefSeq and is a predicted model, not a curated record. Bases 180 to 608 code for a protein of 142 amino acids. The transcript has 5 exons. Gene Ontology annotation, biological process: intracellular protein transport; clathrin-dependent endocytosis. NCBI's taxonomy places the organism in Eukaryota, Metazoa, Chordata, Actinopteri, Esociformes, Esocidae. Gene Ontology annotation, molecular function: clathrin-cargo adaptor activity.
UACAUUUCCCACAAAGCCUCGUCAAUAGCUCGUCUUACACAUCCUGCUCCGGGAAGAUAGCGGGCAAGCAGCCGUCCAAAAAGGCCUAUCAUUUCUAUAAAUUCAUGUAAAAUCAUAUAGUUAUUAAUCAGGCUACGGGAAUUCAUAUUGCUUAAAGCAGCCGCAUCAAAGAAGAGAAAAUGAUCCGCUUCAUCCUGAUCCAGAACCGAGCAGGGAAGACCCGUCUGGCCAAGUGGUACAUGCAGUUUGACGACGAUGAGAAGCAGAAACUGAUUGAGGAGGUGCAUGCUGUGGUGACGGUCCGUGACGCCAAGCACACCAACUUUGUGGAGUUCAGAAACUUCAAAAUCAUCUAUAGGCGCUACGCUGGCCUGUACUUCUGUAUUUGUGUGGACGUGACAGACAACAACCUGGCUUACCUGGAAGGCAUUCACAACUUUGUGGAGGUACUGAAUGAGUAUUUCCACAACGUGUGUGAGUUGGACCUGGUGUUCAACUUCUAUAAGGUGUAUACAGUGGUGGACGAAAUGUUCCUGGCAGGGGAGAUCAGAGAGACAAGUCAGACCAAGGUCCUCAAGCAGCUGCUGAUGCUCCAGUCCCUCGAGUAGAACAGAGCAGCCAUCUUUAAGUGUCCAUUACCCACACCCCAUCAAUAUCACUCUGGAAAAUUCACCAGAAUGUCAGAUAGAAAUGCUAUGUGUAGAACAGGCAUUGUUUUUUAUCAGCCAGAUUUGGGAAACAAGUCAGUUCUACACAUUAAAUUUCUCUCUGGAACAUUAAGGAAUUUACAACUGUCUGAUUAUGCCCCAUAAAGGAUGUCAAUACGCCCUGCAGAUAUGGCCUUUAACAUUCCUUAGUCGCCAGUUCAUGUAAAAUCAUAUGGAAGAGCUUUCAUUGGGUGUUUAUCAAAACGAGAUAAAACCAUCCAGAUUAGAAUAUUUGCAGGGCAGCUAAGUGCUGUACACAGCCCUGCCGAGACUGGUUUCCCCUCGUCAUGAGCUGGAGGCUGUGCUCACUUAAGCCUACACCAGUAGAAUGGACGACGAGGAUGCCACGCUGUUCCGGCAACCCGAGGGACACUACAGUAGCUAACAAGCAUCAUGAAACCCUUAUAUUCUGCUUGCCUGAUCUCCCUGUCUACUGAACACUGCAUGUCUGUCUGGGUGAAUCGUCGUUGGUGCUGCUUUGAAGUCGUUGACCUCUAGUGGUGGAGUGCACUCACCACGAGUGCUGCUAAGAGGUCUGGUAAUGGCAACCUGUGUAAGGUCGUAUACACUCACUGGGUAUUAUGUAGAAUGAGGUUUCCAGGCUUAAAUAAGUCGAUAAUGGCAGGUGUGAUAAGUGUACAGUGAUUGCAUUUCACGUCAGGUAAAUCAGGCAAUGUUUCCUCUCGACAUUUGGUGCUUGUUAGCUAGUUACACCCAGAUAUUUUCACUUAAACACACACAAAUACUUGAGUUGAUGAUAACUAAACAUAAAGAACAAUUGAAAGGAAUUCUAGUUAAUGGAAAUAGUGAAAUAUAUUUACCUAAAGCAGUACUGUGAUGUUUUUUGUAUGGUCUUUAUAUAUAGUGUAUUCUAUGCAUUAUCGUGUGAAACCCGUGUGUGGUCCAUUCCAGGUUUGUCCCUAAGCCUUGUCAUCGGGUGUCACACACAUUUCAAUUUGUGGACAUUUCUCAAUAUUCCCUGGACAACUCACUCGUACAGUGUCAACCAUGAGGCUAAAUCAUGACCAAAACUCCUAAAAGGCACCUCUCUAUUAGGUCUGUGAGAUCAACUUGUAACUCCUCGGUCUUACAUGUCCCAACAACGCAGGUUUAACACAUUACCAUUUUGCUCUGUUAUAAUUUUGUAUUUUUUAUAUUUGUUUUGGCUAUAGUAAAAUGUAUUGCUUCCCCCUGUGAGACUGUUGUUGGAGAAUACUUCAGGUGUUUCUGUUUCCUGUUGCUGAAAUAUCCUGGUCAUUUUAUUCUAGUCAGUGUAUAUAAAAAUAGUAAAACUUAAAAACUCUUGUGA